AUGCGUGGGUCAGACUUACAGUUCCGUAUUCACAUCACCAAGCCUAAGUAUGAAUACAAAUACAUUCAGGAUGGAGACAUCAUCAUCAUCGGUGGAGUGUUCUCUGUAAAUUACAGUGUGAAAUAUAUACUAGAUAAUGGUGGAAAAUACAUUCCUAUUUGCAUAAAUCCCAUUCAAAAUCGUUAUAUUGAGAUCCAGACCUUGCUGUUCACAAUUGAUGAAAUCAACCAGAACCUGGAUCUGUUACCCAACAUCACUCUGGGAUAUCAUGUAUAUGAUUCUUGUGCAGAUCCCAAUUUAGCUAUGAAGAGUGUCAUGCAGAUAUUAACUGGCCCGGGGAGAAUUGUUCCUAAUUAUUCUUGUGGAGAUGAAAGGGAAAUUGCAGUUCUUAUUGGAGGUCGGUCAACAGUCACAUCCCUGCCUAUAGCACAGCUAUUGGGUAUUUAUGGACACACACAGAUAAGUUAUAGUGCAAUAGAUCCUGUGCUGAAUGACAGAGCUCUAUAUCCACAUUAUUUUAGUACUGGACCUGAUGAUUAUAUUCAGCACGUUGCUAUAGCAGAGCUGGUGGAACACUUGGGAUGGACUUGGGUGAUCAUUCUGGCAGCUGGUGAUGAACGUGGUGAAAGAGAGAGUCAGAACCUCAGGAAUGAGAUCACCAAACAUGGAGCCUGUGUUGACUUCAUCGGCACUCUAACAGAUGAUAUAAACACAAACACAAGAACACUAGAAAGAAUACAAAAAUCUACUGCAGAGGUGGUUGUCUUGUGUGGGGAACAAUUUCGUACUAAGAUUUUCUUUGUAGAAAAGAUAAUAAAAGAAAAGACUUUGGUGGCUCCAGCAACAUGGAUCCCUGGUUAUCCUACCUCACUCUUCAAUGGCAGUCUCAUUUUUAAUGAAGAAUUCUUUAUCUUCGAUAACUCCGAAUUUGAAGACUACGUAUUGACAAUUAAAGAAGACAUAUUACUUAAGGACCUAUUGACAGUUGCCUCUUCAUGCCUGACACAUGACGAAGAGAAGGAUACGAUAUUUAAGAAUGUUUAUAGCAAGAUUUUUCGGAACUGUUCAGGUUCAAAAUUAUUACCAUUUUAUGGCCGGAGUUACCGAGUGUACACAGCUGUCUAUGGAUUUGCACAUGCAGAACAUGACAUGCUUUCUUCAUCUGGACAAUUCUGUAAUAAACAUAUCCACAAAAAUAUUCAUAGAAAACAGACUCUGAAAUCUCAGUGCUCUGCCAGCUGCCCUCCUGGCUACAGAAAAGUCCCACAGAAUGGAGCGCCGCCCUGCUGCUAUGACUGUGCCUCAUGCUCAGAGGGGGAGGUCUCCAAUUUAACUGAUAUGGAGAACUGUGUGAGAUGCCUAGACUAUGAAUGGCCAAAUCAUGAGAAAACAAUGUGCAUUGAGAAACCAACUGAUUUUCUCUCCUAUGACAGAGAUUCUCUCACUCUAAUCUUUAAUGUUCUUACUGUGAUUCUUUCUGCAAUAGCAGUGAGUAUACUGGGGAUCUUCAUUUCAUUUCGAGACACUCCGGUAGUGAAAGCCAAUAAUCGGAAUCUGAGCUUUAUUCUCCUUGUCUCAAUCAAGCUGAGUUUCCUCUCUGUGUUUCUGUUCCUUGGAUGUCCUAUAGAUAUAACCUGCAUGCUCCGGCAAACCUCCUUUGGAAUUACCUUCUCCAUAGCCGUCUCUUGUGUCUUGGCUAAGACUAUCAUGGUUUUUAUUGUUUUCAAAGCCACCAAACCUGGUAGUUCCUGGAAAACAUUGGUAGGGGCAAAACUGGCAAAUAGUAUUGUUCUUUUUUUUUCAAUGAUUCAAAUAAUAAUUAAUGUUAUCUGGUUGGGCAUUUCUCCGCCAUUUGCAGAGCAAAACAUACAUUCUGAACCUAGAAUUAUCAUCAUUCAGUGCAAUGAAGGCUCAGUAGUUGCCUUCUAUAUUGUCCUCUCCUACAUGGGAUUGUUGGCAUCUGUGAGUUUCAUUGUAGCUUUCUUGGCUCGGACAUUACCGGACAGUUUUAAUGAGGCCAAGUACAUCACUUUCAGCAUGUUGCUCUUCUGCAGUGUUUGGAUCACAAUGAUCCCGGCCUAUCUGAGCACCAAAGGCAAAUACAUGGUGGCAGUGGAAAUAUUUGCCAUACUCACCUCAAACUGUGGCCUUCUCUUCUGUAUAUUUCUACCCAAAUGUUAUAUCAUUUUAUUAAAGCCAGAGAUGAACACAAAGCAAUAUUUACUGGGGAAUAAAAAGAAACUGAUUGUUACUCUUUAAAACACUGUACAAGUAUGGGAUCCAUUAUCUGGAAACCCAUCAUCCAGAAAGCUCAG
Molecule: messenger RNA, 2315 nt
Organism: Xenopus laevis (African clawed frog)
Lineage: Eukaryota; Metazoa; Chordata; Amphibia; Anura; Pipidae
Product: taste receptor type 1 member 1
Exons: 5
Coding region: 1-2259 (752 amino acids)
Source: RefSeq, a predicted model, not a curated record